Messenger RNA from Rhizopus microsporus ATCC 52813, 2280 nucleotides. Its product is annotated as GTPase-activating protein SEC23. Gene Ontology annotation, cellular component: COPII vesicle coat; endoplasmic reticulum exit site. Lineage: Eukaryota; Fungi; Mucoromycota; Mucoromycetes; Mucorales; Rhizopodaceae. Gene Ontology annotation, biological process: intracellular protein transport; COPII-coated vesicle cargo loading; endoplasmic reticulum to Golgi vesicle-mediated transport. Bases 1 to 2280 code for a protein of 759 amino acids. Gene Ontology annotation, molecular function: GTPase activator activity; zinc ion binding. The record is from RefSeq and is a predicted model, not a curated record. The transcript has 7 exons.
AUGAAUUUUGACGAAAUUGAAGAACAGGAUGGAAUCCGUUUCUCUUGGAAUGCUUGGCCAUCUUCACGUUCAGAAGCAACCAAGGCUGUGGUGCCUAUUGCAUGUCUUUAUACUCCAUUAAAAGAACGUGAAGACUUUAUAGAAAGUCCCAUUUGGUAUGAACCUGUUGUCUGUAAGGCACCCUGUCGAGCCAUCUUGAACCCUUAUUGUCAAAUUGACGUACGAGGAAAACUUUGGAUCUGUCCUUUCUGCUUGCAAAGAAACGCACUCCCUCCUCACUAUAAAGAUAUCUCCAACACCAACCUUCCAGCCGAACUUUUACCCAAGUAUACAACAAUUGAAUACAACCUGAACCGUGUUGCUCAAAUUCCACCCAUCUUUUUGUUUGUGGUCGACACUUGUCUUGAAGAAGAUGAUCUCAAAGCACUCAAGGAGUCUAUUAUUGUUAGCUUGAGCUUGUUGCCUGAAUAUGCUUGGGUUGGUUUGAUUACAUUUGGUACUAUGACUCAAGUGCAUGAACUCGGCUUUGCUGAUUGUCCUAAAUCCUUUGUUUUCAGAGGUACCAAGGAAUACGCUGCAAAGCAAGUCCAGGAAAUGUUGGGUUUGACUAGCAGUAACCCUACUCGCCCUCUUCCCAAUCAACAACCCAACCGUCCACAGAUGGCAGCUAACCGAUUCUUACUUCCCGUCAAGGACUGUGAGUUUGUUUUGACGUCUAUUCUUGAAAACCUUCAGCGUGAUCCUUGGCCAGUAGCUGAGCAUAAACGUCCUGAAAGAUGCACAGGUGUUGCUAUGAGUGUCGCCGUAGGUCUUUUGGAAACCACUUUCCCUAAUACUGGUGCUCGCAUGAUGCUCUUCAGUGGCGGUCCUGCUUCUGAAGGCCCUGGUAAAGUAGUAGGUGAUGAAUUAAGAGAGCCUAUCCGAUCACACCACGAUAUCGAAAAGGAGACUGCCAAACAUUAUAAAUCAGCCACAAAGUUUUAUGAAGCACUUGCCAAACGAGCUGCUCAAAAUGGACACACAAUCGAUAUCUUUGCAGGCUGUCUGGAUCAAGUCGGUUUGUUAGAAAUGAGAUCCAUGGUCAACCACACAGGCGGUUUCAUGAUUCUGGCAGAUUCAUUCAACACGGCUAUUUUCAAGCAAAGUUAUCAGCGUAUCUUUGCAAAAGACAGUCAAGGACACUUACAGAUGGGUUUCAACGCCACUAUGGAUGUUCAAACAACACGCGAAUUAAAGAUUUGUGGUUUGAUCGGUCAUGCUGUCUCUGGUAACAAGAAAUCUUCCUUUGUGGGUGAAACCGAGAUUGGUAUCGGUAACACCUCUGCUUGGAAGAUGUGUUCCUUGAAUGACAAGACGACACAUGCCGUCUACUUUGAAGUUGUCAACCAGCCUACGCCCUUCCAACCUGGCUCUCGUGGACUCAUUCAGUUCGUUACUCAUUACCAACACUCAAGUGGACAGUUCCGUCUUCGUGUAACGACUGUAGCUAGAAACUUUGCUGAUGGACAGAGCCCAGAGAUUGCCAAUUCUUUUGAUCAGGAAACAGCUGCCGUCUUGAUGUCUCGUAUUGCCGUAUUCAAGGGAGAGAUUGAUGAUGGACCUGAUGUGCUACGUUGGUUGGAUCGUAUGUUGAUCCGUCUCUGUCAAAGAUUUGCUGAUUACCGCAAGGACGAUCCUCAUUCAUUCAGACUAUCAGAGAACUUUUCUAUCUACCCUCAAUUUAUGUUUCAUCUGAGACGUUCUCAGUUCUUGCAAGUGUUUAAUAAUUCACCUGACGAAACUGCCUUUUAUCGCCAUACCUUGAACCGUGAAAACGUUGAUAACUCACUGAUUAUGAUUCAACCUACGUUGACAUCUUACAGCUUUGACGUGCCACCUCAGCCUGUUUUGUUAGAUUCUAUCUCUGUUAAGCCUGAUGUUAUCUUACUCCUGGAUACCUUCUUCCAUAUCCUAAUCUUCCAUGGUGACACUAUUGCUCAAUGGCGUAAUGCUGGUUAUCAAGAUCAAGAAGGAUAUGAAAACUUUAAGCAACUUUUAGAGGCACCUGUCUUGGACGCCCAAGACUUAUUGAUGGACCGCUUCCCUGUAUCUCGUUAUAUUGUAUGUGAUCAAGGUGGAUCUCAAGCCCGUUUCUUGCUUUCUAAACUGAAUCCUUCAACGACACACACUUCUGGAAGCCCCUAUAGUGCUCCUGGUGGUGCUGUGGUACUGACUGAUGAUGUCAGUCUCCAAGUCUUUAUGGAACAUUUGAAAAAACUGGCUGUUGCUGGUGCUUCUUAA